GAGCUACUGUACUGUAGCAGGUUAACGCUGCUCUGUUCAACACACAAGCAAAGAAGACACAGUAUGACGUGAAAAAGCGGACUUUCUCACGUUAUUCUCCAGGUGGGAAACAAAACACCGACGAUAACCGAGCAGACCGACCUAGCGGUGUCUAGCGGGGGUUAGCAGGCAGCCAUGGAUACCACCACCUCCCUGAAGAUGACCUCUCUGGCCAUCCAGAGUCUGUUCAGCUACGUGGAGGAGGAGAACCUCGCGGCCAUCAAAGCACAUUUGGACAAGUUCAAAGAUGUUGACAGCAGGAGCGAUAAUGGACAGACUCCCCUGAUGGUGGCGGCAGAGCAGGGCAAUCUGGAGAUAGCACAAGAGCUUUUGAGGAGAGGAGCCAACGUAAACCUGGACGAUGUUGACUGCUGGACGGCAUUGAUCUCGGCAGCAAAGGAGGGCCACAUCGAGGUGGUGAGGGAGCUGCUGGAGAACAAUGCUAACCUGGAACAUCGAGACAUGGGAGGUUGGACUGCUCUCAUGUGGGGAGCCUACAAAGGUCAUACAGAUGUGGUCCGGCUGCUCAUGGAUAAAGGAGCUAACCCCAACAUCACCGGCCAGUACAGCGUCUACCCCAUUAUCUGGGCGGCAGGUCGAGGCCAUGCAGAGAUUGUCCAUCUCCUGCUGCAGCACGGAGCCAAGGUCAACUGCUCGGACAAGUAUGGUACCACUCCUUUGAUCUGGGCAUCGAGGAAGGGCCACUAUGACUCUGUGAUGCACCUUCUGGCCAACGGAGCUGAUGUGGACCAAGAAGGAGCCAACUCCAUGACGGCUCUGAUUGUGGCGGUGAAAGGUGGCUAUACAGAGGUGGUAAAGGAGCUGCUGAAGAGUAACCCGAACGUCAAUAUGACGGACAAGGAUGGCAACACAGCCCUCGCCAUUGCUGCCAAGGACGGUCACACCGAGAUCGUACAGGACCUGCUGGAUGCCGGCACCUAUGUCAAUAUCCUGGACAGGAGUGGGGAGACGAUGCUGAUUGGAGCAGUGAGAGGAGGCCAUGUGGAGAUAGUCCGAGCUCUGCUGAACAAAUACGCUGAUAUUGACGUCAGGGGCCAGGAUGGAAAGACUGCCCUCUACUGGGCUGUGGAGAAAGGCAACGCCACCAUGGUGAGAGACAUCCUGCAGUGUAACCCGGACACCGAGAGCUGCACUAAGGAGGGAGAGACCCCACUCAUCAAAGCCACAAAAAUGAGGAACAUAGAGAUAGUGGAACUCCUGCUGGAUAAAGGAGCCAAGGUGUCUGCAGUGGAGAAGAAAGGAGACACGCCGCUCCACAUUGCCAUCAGAGGGCGCAGCCGGAAGCUGGCUGAGCUGCUGCUGAGGAACCCUAAAGAUGGCCGCCUGCUUUAUCGCCCCAACAAAGCUGGAGAGACACCGUACAACAUUGACUGCACCCACCAGAAAAGCAUCCUCACACAGAUAUUUGGAGCCAAGCACCUCUCCCCCUCUGAGUCUGAUGGAGACAUGUUGGGUUAUGACCUGUAUAGCAGUGCUCUCGCAGACAUCCUCAGUGAGCCCACUAUGCAGCCACCCAUCUGUGUUGGACUGUACGCCCAGUGGGGCAGUGGCAAAUCUUUCCUUCUGAAGAAACUGGAGGAUGAGAUGAAGACCUUUGCAGGCCAGCAGAUAGAGCCCUUGUUCCAGUUCUCCUGGCUGGUGGUCUUCCUCACCCUGCUGCUCUGCGGCUCACUGGCUGUGGUUCUGGGAUUUACUGUCGAUCCCAAGCUGGCGAUUGCCGUCUCCCUCAGCCUCCUCGCUCUGCUCUACAUCUUCUUUGUGUUGGUGUACUUUGGAAGUCGGCGUGAGAGGGAGAGCUGGCACUGGGCGUGGGUCAUCAGCACCCGUCUGGCUCGCCAGGUCGGUUACAUGGAGCUGCUGCUCAAACUGAUGUUUGUCAACCCCCCCGAACUUCCCGAGCAGACCACCCGGGCACUGCCUGUCAGGUUCCUGUUCACAGACUAUAACCGCCUGUCCAGUGUUGGGGGGGAGACCUCCAUGGCUGAGAUGAUUGCCACGCUCUCUGAUGCCUGUGAGAGGGAGUUUGGCUUCAUGGCUUCCAGGCUCUUUAGGGUUUUCAAGAAGGAUGAGAUCCAAGGUAAGAAGUGGAAGAAAACAUGCUGCGUUCCCUCUUUUGUGCUGUUUGUCCUGACACUGGGAUGCCUGAUCACUGGUGUGGCCCUGCUGGCCAUCUUUAAGGUGGACCCUCAUAACUUGACAGUGAAUGCAGUUCUCAUAGCCAUGGCCAGUGUGGUGGGUCUGGCCUUACUGCUCAACUGCAGGACCUGGUGGCAGGUGGCCGACUCCGUGCUCAACUCUCAGAGGAAACGUCUGCACAGCGCGGCCAACAACUUACAUAAACUCAAGAGUGAAGGAUUUAUGAAGGUUCUGAAGCAAGAGGUGGAACUAAUGUCAAAAAUGGCCAAAACCAUCGAUGGCUUUACCCAGAACCAGACUCGCAUGGCGGUCAUCAUCGACGGACUGGACGCCUGUGAGCAGGACAAAGUUCUGCAGAUGCUCGACACGGUCAGGGUACUCUUCUCCAAAGGGCCUUUUAUUUCUGUCUUUGCCAGUGACCCCCACAUCAUCAUCAAAGCUAUCAACCAAAACCUCAACAGCGUGCUGAGAGACUCCAACAUCAACGGACACGACUACAUGAGGAACAUCGUCCACCUGCCAGUGUUCCUCAACAGCAGAGGCCUCAGUACGGCCAAAAAGCUCUGCACGGCCGCCCCCGUCCAUGGAGAGCCACUGCCUGCUGAGGGAUGGCAUGAAGACAUGGAAAGGAAGAUGUCUCUGACCAGCAUCGGCCAGGACCAGGCCAAGUUUGGCAGCAAGAACGCCCUAAACCGCAGGGACACAUACCGGCGCCGGCAGAUGCAGAGGACCAUCACGAGACAGAUGUCCUUUGACCUGACCAAGCUGCUGGUGACGGAGGACUGGUUCAGCGACAUCAGCCCACAGACCAUGAGGAGGCUGCUCAACAUUGUUUCCAUUACAGGUCGUCUGUUGAGGGCCAAUCAGAUCAUCUUCAACUGGGACCGGCUGGCCUCUUGGAUCAACCUGACCGAGGAGUGGCCUUACAGAACGUCAUGGAUCAUCCUGUUUCUGGAAGAGAACGACGGAGUGUCCGACCACACUGCUCUCAAGGCAAUCUAUGAGAGAAUUUCCAAGAACAUCCCCACCACUAAGGACGUGGAGCCGCUGCUGGAGAUCGAUGGAGACAUCCGCAGCUUUGAGGUCUUCCUGUCCUCCAGGACCCCCGUACUCGCUGCCAAAGAUGUGGAGAUGUUCCUCCCGUGCACCGUCAACCUGGACCCCAAACUCAGGGAGAUCAUAGCAGAUGUGCGUGCCGCCAGGGAGCAGAUGCACAUCGGGGGAGUGACCUAUCCCACGCUGCCCCUGCAGGAAGCUGUGCCCCGUCCCCAUUCAGGUUAUGGCCAGCACUCUGCCGCCUGCUCCCCAGCGGGGUCCUUCGCUGGGUCCCUGCCUCCCCCUCAGCCUCACAGUGCCUACUUCAGUGGGAUGACCGGCCCUCAGCAUCCCUUCUACAACCGGCCUUAUUUCCCCCAUCAUGUGUAUCACCUGCCUCGGCCUUACUCCCACCAUGUCCCCCCAUCCUCGCGUCCCUACAUUAAACCACCCGGUCAACCUAAGGACAACCCCAAUGGACUUGAUGUUAUUGCAGAGGAUGCCAGAGAAGGCCUCCCCUCAUGUCCCUCUGAUCCCACCAUGGUGUCUUCUGCGGCCCUGCUUAGCUCCAUGAACAAAGAAGCAGUGUGUGAGCGGCUCAGGCAGUUAGAUGGAAUCGACCCCAGCAUGCUGCCACAGUACACCUCCACCAUCAAGAAGGCUAAUAUAAAUGGCCGAGUGCUGUCUCAGUGCAACCUGGAUGAGCUGAAGAAAGAGAUGGAGAUGAACUUCGGGGACUGGCAGCUCUUCAGGGGAACAGUGAUGGAGCAACGUCAUGCUGAAAGCCACGCUCUGCUUCAAGACGAGUCCCGAGCUGCCAGCGAGCAGGGCAGCAGCGUGCACCACGGGGAGCCCAGCAGGCACUCAGGGGGGGCCCAGCAUGAAGCAGCAGCCUUCAGCCUGAACCUAAGCUUCGAGGAGCUGAGCGGAGCGGGGCUUGAGGAACCUCCGAGACACAGCAACAACACGAACUGGCCGGUUGCAAACCUCCGUGCCUCCAGCAUGUCCAGCCUCAACUCUCAGGAAUCCUCAAAUGACAUCUGCAAGCUGACAGACAAGCAGCAGGCUGAGUACCAUGACGCCUACAGGGAGUACAUCGCUCAGAUGGCCCAGGUGGAGAUAUCCGGUGUUGGGGGAGAGAGGCCGGUGCAGCCCCACCCGGGACAGUUCCUCCAGGCUGCCAGCUCAGAGGACAAAGGGGCCAAGGAAGGCGCUGACCAAGACAGCCGGAAGUCCUUCACCAAGAGAGUCUCCAAGACUAGCGACACCACGGACUUCUCCUCAGGGGCAGAUGCACUGCCCCUAGACCCCAUCAGUGAAGAGGACGAGAAGCUGGACCACAGCUCCUCGUCCAAGACGCCGGGCUCCAGGAAGAAGGGAGCCGGGUCACUUUACCACAAGCUGCCCAACGAUGAAGACUCAGGGCCGGAAGAAGCGGACAACACAACACCUCUCCUCCAUGAAGAGGAUCGAGCCCAGACCAGUGGGCUGCUGGCCAAGCCUGGCUACCUCACCGAAAUCCUCCUGGAUAAGAAGGACUCGUCAGACUCAGGGAUGCGCUCCAGCGACAGUUCCUCAGACCGCUCCCUGGAAGAGGCUGAAGGAGACGGAGAAGCUCUGAAGCCCAGUCUGAUCGAGCUGGAGCUGGAGGGCCUGGUGAAGAAGAGAGGCCUCCUCCCGAGCAGCCUGAGCGGCCUGCAGGACUCCGCAGUGGCACGCAUGUCCAUUUGCUCCGAGGCCGCGUCCGAGGCCAGCCUCAUGGCCAGCAGCCCAGAUGAGGGAUGGCCAUCCAGCGGGGUCGGCAACCUCAACUGCACCCCCGGCAACACCACCCUUAAUGACAACGCAAACAGCCCUGACCACACUUACACCAACAACAGCCAUCUGCAGCCAGCUCACAUCACAGGCACAGAGUCCACCACCUCCUCCUCCAGCAUCAACGUCUCGCCAGCUGUCAUCAUCACCCCCGGCAGCAGCAGCACUGCCAACACCACAACUGCAGCCAUCCACAACCAGAACCUGCGUACCAUCAGCCUGGGAGAUGAGAUAGAGAGCGCCCUCUGAUGAGCUGCUCGUUUGUGUGACAAGGGUCACGUAGACUUUGUGAUGUUGUUGUUGGUGGCAUAAUUAUUGGUGUUGUGACUUGUUCCAAAGAACUGGUUAGGAAUGAACUUUAGGAAGUUUGCUGUGAAUAAAGAUUAGUUUACAAAGGCCUUAAUUAUUUGGUUAGGUAAAAAAAAAAAUGUUUUAAUUAAACAAUUGAUGCAUCCAAACUACAAGUGGAAGUUAGUGAUACCAAAAAUGCUUCAGUCGGGUGCAAUUGGAAUAUUUUUCAUGUGAAGGUUGUGCUGUUGGAUAUAGUGUUUAUGGAUGAAAUGUUACAUGUUGUGGAUUUGAUAAUGUUACAGAAAAAAAAAGUGUGUUUCUGAGGAAAUGUAGUCAUGACCAAAAAACAAUAGGUUCUGUCGCGGAAGACUAUUGUCUCCGAAAUGUUUGUGCGGUGCCGUGUUUGAUAGUUAGAAUAUUACAAAUAGAUGGCUGUGUAGACAACGGUGCAGUCAGUGUGUUUUUGACGGGUUCUGUAGUAGAAGAAUUGCAUGCACAAGUCUCCAAAGUGAUUGUCUCUUCCAAAUUGUGAAUUGGUGUUGUGUGAAUCAAUAAAGAUUGUGCUAUGUUGACCCUUGAAA
Messenger RNA from Eleginops maclovinus (Patagonian blennie), 5918 nucleotides. RefSeq names its product kinase D-interacting substrate 220a (gene kidins220a). The record is from RefSeq and is a predicted model, not a curated record. Gene Ontology annotation, molecular function: protein kinase regulator activity; PDZ domain binding. Lineage: Eukaryota; Metazoa; Chordata; Actinopteri; Perciformes; Eleginopidae.